Messenger RNA from Pterocles gutturalis (yellow-throated sandgrouse), 1338 nucleotides. It is a transcript of the gene TCEA2, whose product is annotated as transcription elongation factor A (SII), 2. The record is from RefSeq and is a predicted model, not a curated record. Gene Ontology annotation, cellular component: nucleus. Gene Ontology annotation, biological process: transcription elongation by RNA polymerase II; DNA-templated transcription. Gene Ontology annotation, molecular function: zinc ion binding; nucleic acid binding. NCBI's taxonomy places the organism in Eukaryota, Metazoa, Chordata, Aves, Pterocliformes, Pteroclidae. The coding region runs from base 130 to 1032 and encodes 300 amino acids. The transcript is spliced from 10 exons.
CUGGAGUACCCGAUUGUUGCUCUAGUUUUUGCAUGGAUCCCCAUUUGCUGCAGUUGUGCCAAGUGGCUUCACUUCUGAUAACAGAGACAGGAAUCACCCGGUCGUUUUCUAUGUUAAGGGCUGGAUUUGAUGAGGUCCGUUUGGCUGUUGGAGGAACGGAAAGGUGUGAAACCGUCUGAGUGGGAAGUCUCGUUCUGGGAGGGUGCAAUGGAUUUACUGAAAGAACUGAAAAGUAUGCCUAUGACUUUGGACUUACUGCAGUCCACCCGCAUUGGGAUGUCAGUAAAUGCACUGAGAAAGCAGAGCACAGAUGAAGAAGUGAUAUCGCUUGCCAAGUCCCUCAUCAAAUCUUGGAAAAAACUUCUAGAUGCUUCUGAGGAAAAAAGUGAGGAGAAAAAGAAAAGCCUGUCCUUGCCAACAUCUUCCUCGAAGGACACUGGUAGCUCAAGGGACCAAAGCUCCAACAAAAGGCAGGAGCCUCCGAAGACUCCGACCACCCCCAAAAUCACCACCUUCCCUCCAGCACCUGUCACCUGUGAUGCUGUCCGCAACAAAUGCAGACAAAUGCUGACAACAGCUCUGCAGGCUGAUGAUGACUAUAUUGCCAUUGGCGCCGACUGUGAGCACAUAGCAGCCCAGAUUGAAGAAUGCAUAUACCAAGAUGUCAAGAACACUGACAUGAAAUAUAAAAAUCGAGUGAGGAGCCGCAUCUCCAAUCUGAGGGACUCCAAAAAUCCUGAGCUGAAAAAGAAUGUGCUGUGUGGGGCGAUUACCCCUGAGCAGAUUGCGGUGAUGACUUCGGAGGAAAUGGCCAGUAAUGAGCUGAAAGAGAUCAGGAAAGCCAUGACAAAAGAAGCAAUCCGGGAGCAUCAGAUGGCCAAGACAGGAGGGACGCAGACUGACCUCUUCACCUGUGGGAAAUGCAAGAAGAAGAACUGCACCUACACCCAGGUGCAGACCCGCAGCUCCGAUGAGCCCAUGACCACCUUCGUCGUGUGCAACGAGUGCGGGAACCGCUGGAAGUUCUGCUGAUAUGUGCCAUGGCCUGAGAGCAGCAGCCAAACGCAGUUCAGAGCGCAACUUCCAUACGUCAGCUCCCACGGCAAUUGUGUAUUGUGUCCCAAGUGAGUUUGCGUUGUCACAUGCGCUGAGAGAGCAGCUGCGGGGAGGCCAGCCUCUCUGCUUGGGCCUUGGUGGAGAGCCCCGGCUGGGGGCUGCCAGGUUGGCAGGAGAGCUCACUAAACACAUAGUCGUUAUUUUCUCAUCUAAGCAAGUAUGGUCACUUUUUCUUCAAAACUAAUAUUAAACAUUUUUGUCAGUUUCUGACUCUUAUUUGAA